AUGUUUGGAGUUGAGGAGUAUCAUCCAAGAUUUACAAACAUGAAUAUCACUCUGGAUUGCGAUUUCUCAAGCAAUCCCUUCUCUCUCAUCAAGAAAGACGAAGAUAUCCAGCUUGAAAUUUUCGAAGCCAAUAUACUCCCAAUGAUCAAAUCAGCAAUUCGAGACGACAAAAAGUCUAUGUUUGCUAGCAUAUUAGAUGCUUCACAUCAAAUAUUCGAAAAAUUCUAUGAUUUGGGGGAGCACCUUAUGAGAACCGAAAUAUUUUCCGUAAUCAUCUCCACAAUUCAGACAGGAUCUCAGCGUAAGGUAUUGGAUAUAACCCAGCUCGCCGAAGAAAUUUGUGCCUCGAUUCCUUCAGACUAUCGUGAUGACUUUACAACAGAAAUCAUAGAAAAGUAUUAUAGUUCUCAAGAUCCAAAGCUUAGAUAUCUUACAACUCGUCUUAUCCCUAUAGUUUGUGACUCUCAGAACAUUUUUCCUUACAUAUCCGCGUUGGCCAAUGACGACCACCCAAAUAUUCGUGCUGCUGCUAUUCUUAGCAUAUCAUUUAUCAACUGCCAAGACUCCUCUCUUGAUAAGUUACUCGUUGAUGCUUCAGAAGACACCGAAAUUUGCGUACAACAAUCUGUUGCCUCAAUUAUCGGUUCCGUGGCGCCACAUCUCGUUAACGUUUACAAAAAGUUUUUAGUUAACCAGAAUACUGUACGCGACGCUUUUCCAAGCUUUCCAAAUGUUGUCAAGGCAAAUAAUUUUGGCCAACUUUACGACGCAUUUGUUGAAGCAAUGAAGAUUGAUAAGAACGAUGCAGCCCUCGCACUCCUUGAAACCGUUAAAACAGCCGACAUUGACAGCGAAGAAUACCUAUAUAUCAAAGCUGCCAGUGAACUCAUGACAUUUUCUCCAUUCGCUUGGAGAAUCCACUCAUUCUCAGAAAGGUUCCAGAACAAAACAGAUUUUCUUGAACUUUUAGACCCAUCAAGAAUUUCCGACUGGAGAACAAGAUUUGCCAUUCUCAAGCAAUGCGAGGAAUUCGUUCCUGAGCUUGGCUCAUCACUCUGCCGCAUUGCCGAGAUAUUCUCUGAAGAUUCAACCGGAUAUAUCAGAGGUGAAUCUGUCAACCUCUGGAUUGCCUUGUUGAAGCAGUCAAAGAACAUCAAGGCUACAAUGGUUGAAAGACUUACACGCGGCUCAUGGCAGAAGAGGAUGGUUCUCUCAAAGAUUAUUGUAUCUAUCGGAAAAAGUGGAUUCGAAGAUGUUGUUGAGUUACUUAAAAACGAUGACAUCGAGAUUAUCCGUCGUUUCAUCCAAGACAAUAUAAUAUAA
Trichomonas vaginalis G3 is the source of this 1323-nucleotide messenger RNA. Its product is annotated as armadillo (ARM) repeat-containing protein family. The record is from RefSeq and is a predicted model, not a curated record. The transcript has a single exon. Bases 1 to 1323 code for a protein of 440 amino acids. NCBI's taxonomy places the organism in Eukaryota, Parabasalia, Trichomonadida, Trichomonadidae.